Messenger RNA from Anopheles bellator, 6039 nucleotides. It is a transcript of the gene Bap170, whose product is annotated as AT-rich interactive domain-containing protein 2. Gene Ontology annotation, biological process: regulation of DNA-templated transcription. The coding region runs from base 1 to 6039 and encodes 2012 amino acids. The transcript is spliced from 10 exons. Gene Ontology annotation, cellular component: SWI/SNF superfamily-type complex. The record is from RefSeq and is a predicted model, not a curated record. Gene Ontology annotation, molecular function: DNA binding. Lineage: Eukaryota; Metazoa; Arthropoda; Insecta; Diptera; Culicidae.
AUGAUGGACGUCGUGAAAACAGAGCGCAGCCUGGCAAUGGUUGAUGACAUCACAAAUGAUGCAAUCGGCGUCAACGCUGCUGGCCCUAAUAAUGCGGGUAGUGGCGGCGUAUCUGCUCCCGUCACUCCAAAAGAGUCAACAAAAUCACAAAGCGUUCGCCGAACGGUCACCAAGCCGAUCUUUGAGAAGGAUAAGUACAGCUUCUUGUGCGAUCUGCAAAUGUUCCACGAUAAAAAUGGGACACCAUUUGCGAAACUUCCCAAGAUAAGUGGCCGCGACGUUGAUCUACACAAACUCUACUCGGUCGUUAUUAGUCGCGGAGGAUGGAUGAAGGUUAAUGCACGUGAAGAUUGGGACGAAGUGAUUGAAGAGCUCGAUCUGCCGACACGAUGUGUGAACAACGAGAUCGCGCUGAAGCAGAUCUACAUUCGCUUUCUGGAUCGCUACGAACGAGUAAACUAUCAUGGCGAAGAUAAAGACCCCGGCGAAGAUGAGGACGACGAAAAGCGGUUACAUCGGCGCUGGACCGUCCGAGCACUGCACACAAUGCCUAGUGUGUACAACCACCACCAGCACAACGUCCCGGAAGCGCUCCGCUCGUCGUUGAAGCUUUCCGAAGAUCUGUACCGUGCCUCGGAGUACGAUAAGCUGAUCCUGUCCCUGCUGUCACCCCUACCGAACGAGCAAGACUUUGCCAUCAACGUGUGCACGUUGAUGUCGAACGAGAACAAGCACACGCUCAAGAUCGAUCGAUGCCCGCGGUUGGUGUACGCGCUGUUGGCGCAUGCUGGCGUUUUCAACCACUUUACGCUGCGUGACACCUUCGAUGAGUACUACUCGAACAUCCGGAAGAACUCGCUGCAGCGCUUUUGGAAGGAAUGUCUGUUUGAGAAACCGCAAGUGCUCGAGCUUUCGAUGGAAGAUUACUUCGCCAAAAUGGACACCGAUCCGAGUGCACUGAUUGCUAGUAUCUACCAGCAGGAAGAGCAGCUGGAAGACGAGGAGAACGACAACGAAAAUGAGGCCGAAACAGACCACGCCGAAGUGGCUCAUAGUCGACUCAAUAUGGCCACGCUGCGAACGUUCCUAUGUCUCGGGACAGGGCUCGGAACAAACGACUACAUCGGCCAACGGGUGCUGCAGAUUGCGUCGAUCUUUCGCAAUCUGAGCUUUAACGAAGAAAACCUUUCGCUGCUUGGCCAUAAUCGUACGUUCAUCCGCUUUCUCAUCAUGUGCUCCAACGCGCGCUGGAACAACCUGCACCAUCUUGGGCUCGAUAUGCUCGGAAAUAUUGCCAACGAGAUCGACGUUAACGACCCGCAAUCGGACGAAAUCACGCGCUGUCUUUUGUCCACCGUCUCAGAAGGAUUGGAAGGUGCCGAUCGCGGUGUCAUUAUCAGCUGUCUGGAGGUGCUGAGUAAACUGGCACAGAAAGAAGCGAACGAGGACAAUCUAAAUCGCUGCCUCAACCAGCAGCUGUACGAUCAAAUAACGCUCUUCCUCUUCCUGAACGACAUCAUGCUGCUGCUCUACACACUCGAGUGCAUCUACUCACUGACGUCGAUGGGCGAAAAACCGUGCCAAGCGAUCAUGCAUGUUCGCGGUGUGCUGGAUACGCUGGUUUCGCUCGUAACGGUAGAGGCGCAAAGUUACGGGCCGGAUGCCUGCAUACUAAUGCGUGUCGUAGAAACCAUCCCGGGUAAUAUGGCCGGCCCUCAAGGGCCGUACCAGCCAGCAACGCCACCGCACGCUGGUUCUAUGCAUACUAAUCCCGUGCCAACAAUGGCCCAGCUCACCGUUCACAAAGACGCAUCAUCCGGAACGGUUUUUUCAACGACGGAAGUGUCGAAACUUCCAAACGCCAGCAGCAGCCCUACGAUUGCCGCCAACACCAACAAACCCAUGCCCGCCCUUUCCGUGACUCAAAUGGUCACCUCACAACCAGCUUCCCCUGCCGCGGGCAACCAAACGGUGUCGAUCACCCGUCCACCGGCGGCCGACUCGCCUCAAGUUUCUGUCAACAUUAUUGCGCGGCCCGAUUCAAUGGCAGGCAACACGGACAGCCGGACGGUAGCCUCCGGAACGGUAACAGGUCCAUCUGCCACCCUACCGCCGACCAGUUCACUGGCCGCAAAGCACAUGCAGCAGCAGCAAGUGCAGGAAAGUGAACAGUUUGCCUGUGCCUGGUUAAGAGCAUCGUUCGAGAUGCACACGGCACCGGCCAUCCGUACCGAUCAACAGGAGGUCUACAAACUGUACAUGGCGACGAAUGCGAAACUCGGUCGAAAAGUGAUCGUACCACCGUCGCACUUUCCACGUUGCGUCCGUACUGUAUUCGGUGCCUCGGUUGGUCCGGUGCAGUUUAAGAUGGAGCAAAACGGCGUUGAAUCGAUCAGCACAUUCUACGAGGGGCUAAAGUUGCGCGCGAAACCCUUGUCCAUUGUCCACAAGGGUACGGUGCUGGCGCCCAACAUAGAAUAUGUAACCGCUAGCUCCGCUUUGAGUAGCGCUGCGACAGACUGUGCCGCCGGCCCAAAACAGGUUGCCAAUGCUGGCACCACAGCAAGCACAUCCUCGACAACCACUCUCACGACGGUUCCCAUCGAUGUUAUCCCAAACGGAAGCCGAUUGGCCACGACAUCUGUCAUAUGCUCGGCGAAAGGGCAAUCAUUGCCGGUACCAUCGCUUACUUUCACAACGCCCGCCACGGUAGCGACGAUACGAUCGUCUUCCGUUAUAGCAACGGCACCGGCAUCAUCGGCAGUAUCCCAAUCCGUUGUUUCCGUCGUUCAAAAGACCCCCUCAUCACACACUCCAACGAUCACAACGCAACCGCCCAAGACGCACAUCUCGAAGCACCUGGUACCGUAUAGUUCGACACCGGCCACAGUCACGGUAACUGCCGCACCAUCCUCCACCAAGCAGCAGCUAAUAGUAACACAGGUUGGCGGCAAGAGCGUGCUUAUCAAUCAGCCCACGGCCACCACCGGCGGUCAACAGCAACAGUACCUACCGUCGACACCGUCGUCUCCCCUGUUGCAGCAGGUGCUUAGUGGUGAGCAGAAGAACAACGUGAUUGUCCUAAACCAGACAACCAUCUCACCGCAACCAUCACCACAGAGCACCUCAUUGCUUCAGCACCAAUCGCAAGGUAGUGUGACUGUGCAGCAACAUCAUCACCAUAACACCGGUACAACGACGAUCAUGAACCAGUCGGGAACGAUCUCUUCGACGACGACCAAUCCGUCGGCUCUCAUCAAGAGCUUACUGGCGAACAAGGUAACGACGAGCGCGGUUCCCGAAAGCACGCUCGCCACCGCCGUCGCCACUGCCGCUGCUGCUGCUGCCACUACUCCUUCCAGUAGUUUGUCUACUACCAACAUUACUCCUACUACCAAUUGUUUGAUUGCACCGAAUGUGAAUGUGCGUCAGGUCGCCCAAAGGCAGCAACUUCAGAAGCAAAAACAAAUGAUCGAGCAAAAACUUCCCCUGGCGGGGGGAGCGAACGCGUCGGUUGUGGUCACGUCGAACAAUCCGAACAAUUUGACCAACAUUAAAGUGGGCAACUCGACCAUCUCGAUCAAGCCAGGAACGUUACCAACGAACACCGUGAUCACAGCCACGAAUCCACACGAGGCACUCAACGCUCCGCCGCCCUUGGCACCACUGAGCCAAACGGGUAGCCAGGGUACGAUCAUCAAAACGAUCAUGCCCGACACGGCGUCCCAGUUGCACCAGCAAAAGCUGCUUCCGAAUAAGGUACUCUCGGAGCUUCUGGAGAAGAAACCUGGCGAAAUGAUCAUUGCCGGUGAAACGACGAUCAAGCGUAAGAUCGACGCCGAUUCAACGGCUGAGCCACCCGUCAAGCGGAUUGAGGUGACCAGUGGUGAGAGCGGCAAAGUGAAGGCUGCUGAUCUGUACGCCGAACUGGCAGGAUCCAUACUGGCUGGUGAAGCAACAACCUUCCAAGCACAACAGAUCGCGGCAAUGCAAGCGCAAGCGGCGGGAGGAACGCAAAAAAUCUUCGUCAACCAGCAAGGUCAACAAAUUCUCAUGACUCAGCUACCCCGUCAGGUAAUCGUUAGCCACGCCGGUAUGGCGGUUGGUACUUCAGGGAACCCGCCUGGAACAGCCAUUUUCACCUCGGCAGCCCUAUCUUCGCAUCUGUCGGCCGCGACCACGACUUCAACCUGUGGCACCAUGCUUCCAGCAGCGGGAGCAUCCACCCCAGUCGGAGCAGGGACGAUCAUCGAAAAGAAACCGAUCUACAUCACGACGAACGCACAGGGCAAUACGAUCAGCUUCGAAGGUCCUCCGCAGCAGCUGCAAGUACAAACGUCGGCCAGUGGUCAACUGCAGCUAAAACCUAUUGGACCCGGCACGCAGGUUGUGAACGCCGGAGGGCACAUCAUACAGCAAACUCCCAACGGCCAACAGACAAUACAAUUCAUUCAACAGGGACCAUCUUCCCAGCAGCUGCAACAGCAACCACAAACAACACAGCAAAUCGUGUUCCAGGCACAAUCAUCACCCGGACCGGCGCAAAUUAUUCAGCAGCAAAUCAUACAGCCGGCCCCCGGGCAGCAACCCCAACAGAUCAUCCAAAAGGUACUCCAACAGCAGCUAGCGCAAGCGACCAAACCGAAUCAAUCCCAAAUCAUAACAAUGCAAAAGCAGACACCACAGCAAACAGUAACGAUCGGGCCUCCGUCGAGCAUCUCGAUCCAGCGCCAGUCCGGUGGAAUCAUUCUCCCACCCAAAGCGGUCACCAGUACCCCACUAUCGGCGACCCCGAAACAGCAAAUCAUUCAAGUCGUUCAGCAAAAACUAACGACGAAUCCCGUCAGUGCUGUCACCAUUGCUUCGCAGCAGCAAGCCUUUGUCACUCAGCGUCCCAUUCUACCGUCCGUGCCGCAAACGACAACAAUCAGUCAAACGGUGGUUGGCACAGGAGGACCCACGCCAACACCGGCCCCAAUGCAAUCUAUUUCGGUCACACCAGUUCACCAAACGCCAGCAGCACCUGCAGUGGUAGCGACGAUAACACCAGCAGCGCCAACGACAACAACAGGUGGAUCACCCUCGACCACUCCUGGCCCGACUGUGGCAAACAAUGUCCCCACCACCAACACAACCCCAGUAACAUCUGGAGCCGCAAGCCCACCACAAGCAAAUGUUGCUUCCCAACCCGGAAUUCAAAUAAUACCACCUGCCGAUCCGCAAAAGUUCGCUGAAGAGGAAGACGUCGAUCCGAGUUGGCCGUGGAUUUGCGAUUGGCGUGGUUGCCCGAGAAAAAAGUUCAAUUCGGCCACGGAAGUAUUUCGACACGCGUGCCUCGUCCACUGUCCGGACACGGUUGACCUCAGUGCGGACAUCUACUGCCAGUGGGGCCCGGGGGCAACUUUGUGUGACAAUUUGCCCCGCAAGCGCUUCUCGCUGAUGACGCACAUCUUCGAUCGCCACUGCACGGCAGAGUCAUUUAAGGCAGCGGUUCAGAGAAGACUUUCCGGUGGCCCACAGCACCCAUCGCAACCAUAUCCGGUGACGCUAAUCCGUCAACCGACUGUCACUGCGGGUGGAAAUGCUACAAAUCGGACGGUAGGCGUAUCUGGAGGCAGCAACACAUCAACCGGUGGUCGAGGAUCACCAGCGCCAGCGACGUGCACAAAGAUUGAUCCUUCGAGUGGUUCUGAAGGAACUGGAUCGACCCCAGCAGCCGGAGGGUCACCAUCCAGCACAAACGGACCGGGGCAACUGUCAGCGGCCGGUCCUGCCGCCCUGCACGCAAUCAAACGCCACACGAUGGAAUAUGUCAACUCGAAAGAAUUCCAGGAUGAAAUGGAGGGCCCCGUGACGAAGAGUAUUCGCCUUACAUCCGCUCUGAUCCUUCGCAAUCUAGUUGUCUACAGCCAUUCGGCCAAACGCAACCUGCGAGCGUACGAAGCACAUCUGGCUGGAGUCGCCCUGAGUAAUGUCGAAUCGAGCCGAACUGUGGCACAGUUGUUGUUCGAAAUGAACGACACCCAACCCAACUACUAA